AUGAAACACAUUUUCAAGAAGAAGCCCCAUCACCACCCCAACCGCUCCAAUGAGACCCCUCAACCACCGCUGCCCCAAUCCCCAUCCAGCUCCGACAAUCGCACCACCUCGUCUUCUCCGGCGCCCAGCUCCGCCGCCGCCCCCUCCGGCAAUAGCAACCCCGGUGGCGAAGGUAAUAAUAGCGUGCAUCAUCCACAGCAGGACUACUACGCAUCCGAGGAGGAGUACCAGGUCCAGCUCGCCUUGGCCCUGAGCGUGUCGUCGUCGGGUCAGGAUUCUUCAUCUAUUGACCCGGAAAAAUCCCCGAUCCGUAGCCCUGAUAACGCCAACGCCGCCGCCGACUUGCUGUCUCGCCGCUAUUGGAAUUUCGGCGUCCUUGAUUUUGAGGAGAGAAUGGUGGAUGGUUUCUAUGAUGUGUACAAUCUAUCUGGUGAUCCAGCUCUUCGAGGGAAUAUGCCUUCUCUUGCGGAACUUGAGAGCAAAAUUGGGGGCCCGGAUUAUGAGGUUGUCAUAGUUAACAGAAAAAUAGAUCCUGCUUUGGAGGAGUUGAUGCAGAUAGCACACUGCAUUGUAUUGGAUUGCCCUAAAUCUGAAAUUGUUCUGCUUAUACAACGACUAGCUGAACUUGUUACAGAGCACCUGGGUGGACCUGUACGUGAUGCAAAUCUUAUGCUGGCUAAGUGGAUGGAGAGAAGCAUGGACCUAAGGACAUCUCUUCAGACUACCGUACUGCCAAUUGGAUCAUUGAGAAUUGGCCUCUCACGGCACCCUGAUAGUGUCGGACUACCCUGUAGACUAGUGAAGGGCAGUCACUACACUGGUAUUGAGGAUGAUGCUGUUAAUGUUGUAAAGCUACACGAUGAUAGUGAGUGCUUGGUUGAUCUAAUGGGAGCCCCUGGAACACUUAUCCCCGCUGAUGCUCUGAGUGGGAAAGGUGCUCUGUCAAACAAUCCACAACAAGCUAGGAUUUCCAGUUUGCAUACAACUAGUGAUACACAAGUUUCUUCGACACAGCCUACUUGGGAUUCUUUUCUAGCUUCACCGUGGAAGUCAGAAGCACUGUUGUCAUCAAUGGAUGCCAGUGCUAAGGACGGAGUUGGAACUUCUGGAUUAAAUGACAAAUUGACUUCUGCUAAUCAAUUGGAUCAUAGCCUGUCACAGUCAAUUGGAAGUUCAUUAAAUAAAGGGAGCCUAGGACCCAAUUCAGCAGGCGAUGUCAUGAGGAUAAAUAUGAAUGUUGUUCCAUACAGUCAGAAAAGUUCUGAAGAUUCAAAAAAUCUGUUUUCGGAGCUCAAUCCCUUUCAGAUAAAAGGCUCUGGCAAAAACGUUGUGCAGAAUAGUCUUGGAUAUGAAGUUGGUAAAUUGCAUUUUCCGAAAGCAAACAUUGUUAGCAGUCGGCCUCCUGCUGCGCCCUUGAUGUGGAAAAACCGUCAUGCAUUUAAUGAUGUCCAUAAGGGAAAUGACAGUGAAGGUUCAUUUAUGAGGAACAAUAGAGGAGCUAACAAUGGCAAUCAAUCAUCAGUUGUAUCUAGAAGUUCAAAGAUCCCACCCAGACCACCCUCCAAGUCACCAGGAAUAUCAUUAGCUAAUCCUGGAGAGACAUCCGGUGAAAGUGGAUAUGCUCAAUUGUCUUCUGUGGAAGGUUUCACUUCAAAUGGUGGGGAAAAGUAUUGCGGAGUGGAUCUACAAAUGGCGAGAACUGAAGCUAGUCCUGGUGACCACGUGAUUCGGAAAAAUAUGGGAGAAAGAUUAAUUACGAUCAAUUCGAAAAUGAAGGAAACUGAAGGUGCAAGUUCUAAAGUUGAUACAGAGAUUGAUGAUGUUGGUGAAUGUGAAAUUGCUUGGGAAGAUCUUGACCUUGGUGAAAGGAUUGGACUAGGCUCUUAUGGCGAGGUCUACCAUGCUGAUUGGAACGGCACUGAAGUUGCUGUGAAGAAAUUCCUUGAUCAAGAUUUCUCAGGUGCUGCUUUGGAUGAGUUCAAAAGAGAAGUGAGGAUAAUGCGCAGGUUACGCCAUCCAAAUGUAGUUCUUUUUAUGGGUGCAGUAACUCGCCCCCCAAACCUUUCUAUCAUCACUGAGUUUCUUCCUCGUGGAAGCUUAUAUCGGAUAAUUCAUCGCCCUCAUUGUCAAAUUGAUGAAAAGAGAAGAAUAAAAAUGGCUCUUGAUGUGGCUAAAGGCAUGAACUGCUUACACACAAGCAUACCGACAAUUGUUCACCGUGAUUUAAAAUCACCCAAUCUUUUGGUGGAUAACAACUGGAAUGUUAAGGUGGGUGAUUUUGGAUUGUCUCGAUUGAAGCACAAUACUUUUUUGUCUUCCAAGUCAACAGCUGGAACACCGGAGUGGAUGGCCCCAGAAGUACUCCGAAAUGAGCCUUCAAAUGAAAAGUGUGAUGUGUACAGCUUUGGAGUUAUUCUAUGGGAACUCGCAACUCUCAAAUUGCCUUGGAGCGGGAUGAAUCCGAUGCAAGUGGUGGGCGCCGUAGGUUUCCAACACCGACGACUCGACAUCCCAAAGGAAGUCGACCCCCUGGUAGCUAGGAUAAUAUGGGAAUGCUGGCAAAUGGAUCCAAAUUUGCGCCCGUCUUUUGCUCAGCUUUGUGUGGCGCUCAAGCCUUUGCAGCGCCUUGUCGUUCCUUCACAUGCAGAGCAACCGACUGCCCCAUUGAGUCAGCAGAUUGGAAUUAAACCGAUGCCUUAA
Striga hermonthica is the source of this 2700-nucleotide messenger RNA. The record is from the annotation of a GenBank genome assembly. NCBI's taxonomy places the organism in Eukaryota, Viridiplantae, Streptophyta, Magnoliopsida, Lamiales, Orobanchaceae.